Molecule: messenger RNA, 1776 nt
Organism: Cucurbitaria berberidis CBS 394.84
Lineage: Eukaryota; Fungi; Ascomycota; Dothideomycetes; Pleosporales; Cucurbitariaceae
Exons: 1
Coding region: 1-1776 (591 amino acids)
Source: RefSeq, a predicted model, not a curated record
AUGUUCAACCCUUUCCGCCUUCUCAAAGGCCUUUGGACCACACCUACAUCCGAGACGAGCCCAAGCCUUGCGGCUACAUUGGAGGCGUCUUCCGCUACACAGAGCCCGACUGCCCAAGAAGCUUCCCGCCUUACAAAUGCUACGCCGGUGUCUACGACCUUCGUCAACUACCCGGCUAUCCGCAAGCUGAAGACCCAACCGGCAACCACGAGUGUUUUCUCUAAACCUACCUUCUCUUCUCACACUAUACAAUCAUCACCAAAUCCAAUAUUCGGUACGGCAGCCCUAGGUGGCGUUGCGCCGCACAUCCAGCAUCCUCCUUCCGCGCACACAGACGACAUUGAGAUGCCAGAUGCAGACCCAGAAUGUCUUCUGAAGGCACCGCCCGAGGAGAGCGACAAUUCGUCCCCCUCCACCGACAGCCUAGAUGGAUCCGAUACCCGCCGUGCUACAUCUGAAGAUGACAACACCGACAAGGUACCGGAUGACACUUCUACAGGUACACCUGCUGAGGGCGACAAUCGUCCUAAGCUACAGCCAAAGCGCCAGCAAGACCGUCAUCACAAGCAGACAGCACCGAAGCUCAAGCGCGAUUUUGCCGCCGAGAUUGUCUAUGAAGUUGGCAGUGAGGACAAUCCCCUUCCUAAAGGCUAUCUGGGGACAUUCCGGGGCACACGUUGGUUCUCACCCGACUACAAUGCUUGCCUUGAAUGCGGGCAAGCUGGUGAGCAUCGACUUGUAUGUGGUCAUUGGAUCAAAAGUGCCGCGCCAUGUGGUCUAAAUUGCAAGACUGAGAAGCUCGACGAAGCGCCCUUCGUCUGUCCAACCUGCCGCGACAUCGUCCAGGAUAUUCUAAGCAACAAACUCACGGGCACCGAAAUAACCAAGUUGAACGGGCUCAAAGUGAAGGACAACUCGUUGUUGAUGGGCUAUUGUGUGGAGUAUGUCACAAAGCGCGUGCCUGAGCUCAAGGCAAAUAUCACUGAGACGGUUUUCAGCCUUCUACGAAAUGAUUAUGGGCGUAUCUGUGAGGCCUCGGAUGGUCCAGUACCUGCGAAGGUGCCAUCAUUUGAGCAGACGAUCCGUGAUAUGCAGGAAGAGCAAGAGCGCAAAGAGCGGGAGCAGUUGGCAAAGGAGAAUCCACUUAACAAGCAUGAUAAGCGCAGAUGCGUCUCUGAUGACGACCCAAACGUCCAGAACGCGACACAGGCCCCAGGCAGCACGCAAGUUCAAGACGACACCCCGGAAGCUGCACAAAACAGCUCCACAUCUUCUAAUGGCAACAAGAAGCCCAAGAAGAAGCUCGAAACCCAUCGCGAGCCCAUAUCCUCUCAGACCUGCGGUUCGAAGCGUCCUUCUUCUUCCCCCGAUGCCGAUACAGGCAGUCCUGUGUCGGCCAACAAGACCAACAAGAAACUCAAGGAGAAGCUCGAAACCGUCCGCGAGCCGAUUACUCCACAGACCCGGGGCACAAAGCGCCAUUCACUGACAUCUACCUACGUAGCCCCUCCCUACUUUACCAAGAAGAUCGCUUUGAAUACGCCGCCCACGUUUGGAGAUGCAUCAUUCAUGGUACCGCACCCCAGCGUAGUGGGUCCGUUGAUUAGGAAGCGCGACUCGGCCGUCCACAUUGAGACCGGCAUCGAGACGGAGGUUAGGAAGCGCCGCCAUAGUGCUAUAAUCCUAAAUGGCAAGGACGCGGAACCAUCGUUCAAUAUCUGGAAGCCCCGCGCAGGAUUGGAGGAGCCGAUUUGGGCUGGAGAAGAGGAACUCUGA